AUGGCUGAACGCAAAAAUCCAGUGUGGCAACACUUCACUGAGCCCACUUCAGGGAAGGCUCGGUGUGCAAUAUGCAACUCAUCGGUGAGCAUGGGGGCUGAAAAAGGAAAAGGUAAAAAUACCUCAAACAUGUGGAGCCACCUGAAACGUCACCACCUUGAGGCCUACAAUGAAGCAGUAAAAGAAAGGGAUAAAAGAGGAGCAGCAGCCAGUUCUACACAGCCUACUGUUGUACAGAUGUUCGAUGCCCAAAGGAAAUGGCCUAAUUCUGACACCAGGUCAAAAAAGGUGGAUCUUGCCAUAGUUGAGAUGAUUGCCACAGACAAUCAACCAUUUACAGUUGUCUCUGGUGUUGGUUUUAAAAGGUUGGUGGCAUUGCUGGAGCCCAGAUACUCCCUUAAAAAUGACAAGUAUUAUUACACUGACCUUUUUGAAGAUGUACACACUAAGGUAGAGAACAAAAUCAAGGAGGUGGUCACGUUGGACAAUGCAGGUCCUUAUUUGGCAUUUACAACGGACUGUUGGUCUGGGGAGACAGAAUCCCUUAUAAGCCUGACCUGUCAUUUCAUUGACAAAGAUUGGCAAAGGAAACAAAUUGUCCUCAAUGUUAAAGCCAUGGAUGGCUCUCACACAGGUGAAUACAUAAGCGAUAUGUUCCUCAGUCUGCUGAAGCAUUGGGACAUCGAAACAGAGAGAGUUGUACUUGUGCUUCGUGAUAGUGGUGCCAACAUGAUCAAAGGGAUGAGGCUCGCCGAACUACCUGAUCUCAGCUGCAGUGCUCACACACUUCAGCUGGUGGUGAACGAUGGGAUCAGCAGCCAGCGAGCAGUGGCAGACAUCGUUGCCAAAUUGAAAUCUUCUGCUACCCAUUUUAACCAUUCAGUGCUGGCCAAACAGCGUUUGAAGAACAUUCAAAAAGAGCUUGACCUCCCCCAGCACACAAUAAUCCAGUCGGUGCCAACACGCUGGAACUCCACUCUUCACAUGUUGGAGAGCAUGCUGGAGCAGAAGCGGGCACUUAAUGUAUAUGCAGGGGAACAUGGAAAAAUAUCUGUCUUUACAGCAGAUCAGUGGGCUCUUGUGGACAAUCUGAUUGCCACACAGAGCCCACUUGAACAGAUUACACUCGAAAUGAGUAGAUCUGACUCCACAAUUUCAUGCAUCAUUCCCUGCAUCACAGUGCUGAAAAUGUUGCUGGAAGCUGAAGGUGCCAAAACAAGAGGAAUCGGAACACUCCGAGAGACUAUGCUGAACAGCCUAAAGGCCAGAUUUGAGAAGGCAGAGAAAACAAGAUGCUUGGUCCUUGCAACACUGCUAGAUCCUUGUUACAAGGGUCAUGCCUUGGCUCCUGGUACACUGAGGAAUACAAAGGACUGGAUCAAGGAAGAGCAUGCCACUCUGUCUGAGGCUGCAAAACAGAAAAGUGCUUCCUCAGAAGGUCAAGGCCAAGAAGAUCCAAAACGGAAAAGGGCAGAGGAAGAAGAGGAGGAAGUCACUGGUCCAUCAGACAUGCUUGAGCAGAUGUAUGCCAGCCUUCCUGGGGCACAUGGACCAACCCCAGACGAGACUGAUGAGGAGGAGCAGCAGUUUACUCAGCAGCUGGAUCAGUACUUAAGGGAGCCGCUGAUCGACAGGCAGAAGGGCCAGCCACUUGAAUGGUGGAAACAGAAUGCAUCCCGAUUGCACCUUCUAGCACCACUUGCCAGAAAGUUUCUCAGUCCACCCCCCUCCUCUGUUCCCAGUGAGAGGGUAUUCAGUGAGGUCAGCCAGAUAUAUGAGAAGAAGAGGUACAGGCUGACAGGAGAGAAUGCAGAGCGCCUCUGUUUCCUCCACUAUAACCUACAGCUCCUAAACUGGGAUUAUUAA
Epinephelus lanceolatus (giant grouper) is the source of this 1866-nucleotide messenger RNA. Its product is annotated as zinc finger BED domain-containing protein 4-like. Lineage: Eukaryota; Metazoa; Chordata; Actinopteri; Perciformes; Serranidae. Gene Ontology annotation, molecular function: DNA binding; protein dimerization activity. The record is from RefSeq and is a predicted model, not a curated record.